GUCGCUGCUGCUGCAGUAACGAAUUAGAAGGCUUCUGAAAUGCUGAGAAGACAGGCUCCCAGUCAGAUUGCAUUGGGGACUGGUAUAAAGAGAAAGGAAACAGAAGAUGGAGAGUCAACCAGAGAAGCCAGAACAGUUCAAUUGUCUAGUAGGAAGAAGGCACAUCUCAAUGGGUCAGGAGGGACGCAACGCACCAGCCACCUGAAGGGACUGCCUCCAGGCAUGUGUAGGAUGAGGCAACCCCUGGCAGUCAGGACAUCAGUGCAGGAUGGAGGAGACAGAUCAAGCAGGAUGAGUGAUCAUGAAGCCUUGAUCAAGAAGAUUUUGUCCAAGCCAUUCAAAGUGCCAAUUUUAAACUACCAAGCCACUGAAGGUCCAAGGGGGCUGGGAAUGCGCAGACAAGGUGUCAGACAACCUCUCCACGACCCAACAGAAGAGGGAGCCCUGGUUCUCUUCUCCCCACCGGAGCUGAGUGCUCAUGAACAGCUGUCUGUUGAUAAAGAGAAACAACCUGUCCAUGGUAAGGGUGUAUUUGAUUUUGAUUUGAUUUGAU
Molecule: messenger RNA, 553 nt
Organism: Strongylocentrotus purpuratus (purple sea urchin)
Lineage: Eukaryota; Metazoa; Echinodermata; Echinoidea; Camarodonta; Strongylocentrotidae
Product: DNA repair and recombination protein RAD54-like
Exons: 5
Coding region: 40-552 (170 amino acids)
Molecular function (GO): hydrolase activity, acting on acid anhydrides
Source: RefSeq, a predicted model, not a curated record